Molecule: messenger RNA, 612 nt
Organism: Funneliformis caledonium
Lineage: Eukaryota; Fungi; Glomeromycota; Glomeromycetes; Glomerales; Glomeraceae
Source: the annotation of a GenBank genome assembly
AUGGGGUUCCUAGAUUGUGAAUUAGCCAAAAAGCUCCCUCCUAAUCAAUUAGUAUGUUGUAAUAAUUCUAACGAUCCAAGUAGCUCUUGCUCUACCGAUCUUUCUAAUUGUUUUGCGCCUAAGGAAUUAAUUAAAUGUUAUAAGAUAGAUAAUUUAGAAGCUUGCAGACGAACUGACGAUGUAGCUAAAACCGUAAUUAUUUGGCAGUUUAGUCGUAAUACUGAGGCUGAGUCUCGUAGUCGAACUAGAGCCAAGUAUAAUGAAACAACUCAAAAUUAUGAAACUUGGAUAAAUGAGGAUAAAGGUAGUGGUGGAAGUGUGCGUGAUGAAGAGUCAGUGGCAGAAGUAUUUUGUAGUGACUUUUUCCAACCGCAAAUUGAUUGUAUGUGGGUUCCUCGUUUAUACUCUAAUAUUACUGUGCUUAACAGUGUUAGACCAACUAAAUUAUCUAACUUGGCUACAGUAAUUAGUACUCCCAUUGGAAUAAUUAUUGGGAUAUUAGGUUUAUUUACCACCCUAAGAUGUUUCAAGAGAAGAAGAAAAGCCGAAGCUAAUUUUGGAUCAAAAGGAAUAGUAAAGCCGGAAGAUGUGGAAAAAGUUGAGGAAAAUUAA